Messenger RNA from Trichoderma aggressivum f. europaeum, 1206 nucleotides. RefSeq lists its product as uncharacterized. Lineage: Eukaryota; Fungi; Ascomycota; Sordariomycetes; Hypocreales; Hypocreaceae. The record is from RefSeq and is a predicted model, not a curated record. Gene Ontology annotation, molecular function: lipoyltransferase activity. Bases 1 to 1206 code for a protein of 401 amino acids. The transcript has 2 exons. Gene Ontology annotation, biological process: protein lipoylation. Gene Ontology annotation, cellular component: mitochondrion; cytoplasm.
AUGAAACUCCCUCAAUUACUAAGCCGUAGAGCCACCAAUGAUCUACGAGCUUCACCAUUUUCACCUCAUCUUCAUCGCCCUCUCACAUCGCGGUUCUCGAUAGACGCAGCCUCUCACCCUUGUAAUAAAGUCCAAAUCUACCUCUCCAAAUCAACAGAUCCCUUCCUCAACCUCUCCGUCGAGCACCGCCUCCUCCAAAUCACGCCUCCAGACUCAACCAUCCUCACGCUCUACGUCAACUCUCCCAGCAUCGUCUUUGGUCGCAACCAGAAUCCAUGGCAACAGGUCAACCUAAACCGCUUGGCUCAGAUUGCUCGGAAUCCGUCCAGUGUUGGAUGGAACGACUCACCUAUCCAAUUGAUACGGCGGCGUUCCGGAGGCGGCGCGGUAUUUCACGAUGUCGGCAACGUCAACUUCAGCGUCAUCUGUCCUCCUGAGCAUUUUGAUCGGAAUAAGCACGCUGAAAUGGUCGUUCGCGCCUUGAAAGCGCUGGCAAGACCGAACACGCGUGUCAAUGAGAGGCACGACAUUGUCCUGGAUGUGGCAUCGGAUGCAGAAGCUGCGACAUAUAAAAUCUCGGGCUCGGCUUACAAACUCACGCGUCUGCGAUCGCUGCACCACGGAACUUGUCUUCUCCGGAGUCCGAACUUGUCGAGCAUCUCUGGCUUGCUGCGUUCUCCUGCGCUUGGCUAUCUAGAUGCCCGUGGCGUCGAUAGUGUGCGCCGUCCGGUGAAGAAUAUUGAUGUCGGCAAUGACGAGUUCAAGGAUGCCGUUGUGGGCGAGUUUGAGAACAUGUAUGGCGAUGUUCAUUUUCGAGGUGAAUUCGACGACACGGCGCUUCAGGUGGAGGAGAUACGGCGAGGAUAUCAGGAGCUUCAGUCAAAGAGCUGGAUCUGGGGCCAGACACCGCGGUUUACUUUUUCAACGCAUCCCACAGAAGAGGACCCUCGACCUCGGCCAGAGCUGCCGUUUGAUUUGAAUAUGAGUCUUCUUGCUAGGCACGGCGUUAUUGGUGAGAUGAAUAUUAAGCACAGCGAUGGAGCUGCUGUCGAUGCCUUGGAUGCCUCCAUAUUACAAGGUGUUUCAAUAUGGGAGAUUGGCGAUUGGGCAGAGUCGCUUACUCAAGCUGGCCUUGGAGGCAGCCUCAGCAAGGAAGCAGGGGCUUGGCUAAAUGGUAUAUUCGGUACUGACUAUACCAAUAUUUGA